Messenger RNA from Mercurialis annua (annual mercury), 1811 nucleotides. Its product is annotated as amino acid transporter AVT6C-like. NCBI's taxonomy places the organism in Eukaryota, Viridiplantae, Streptophyta, Magnoliopsida, Malpighiales, Euphorbiaceae. The transcript is spliced from 5 exons. Gene Ontology annotation, molecular function: amino acid transmembrane transporter activity. The coding region runs from base 52 to 1368 and encodes 438 amino acids. Gene Ontology annotation, biological process: amino acid transmembrane transport. The record is from RefSeq and is a predicted model, not a curated record.
ACAAUUAUUUUUUUAAAAAAACCACCUUCUUCCAGCCAGAAUAUUCCUGAAAUGUCUCCGGCGGCUACCGGAGUUCACAUUCCGCUCCUGCCGGAGCACGAAGCGAAGGAAAAGCGCGCGCCAUCUGUGUCGGGAGCAGUGUUCAAUGUGUCAACAAGUAUAAUAGGAGCAGGGAUAAUGUCAAUACCGGCAACACUUAAAGUUCUCGGUGUAAUUCCUGCUUUUGUAAUGAUUCUUGUUAUUGCUUGGCUUGCUGAAAUUUCUGUGGAGUUCUUGAUGAGGUUUACGCAUGCCGGCGAGUCGAGUACUUAUGCCGGCGUUAUGAGGGAGGCUUUUGGACCUGUGGGAUCUGUGGCUGUGCAGAUUAGUGUUAUGGUUACUAAUGUUGGGUGCUUGAUUGUUUAUUUGAUCAUUAUUGGGGAUGUCCUGUCAGGAAAAGUGGAAGAAGAAUCCGUGUACCUGGGGAUUUUGCAGGAAUGGUUUGGCAUCCAUUGGUGGAAUUCACGAGCUUUCGCAAUCUUGUUCGUUGUCGUUUUUGUGAUGCUUCCUCUAGUUUUGUACAGACGUGUAGAAUCACUAAGGUAUAGCUCAGCUAUAGCAGUGUUAUUAGCAGUAGUGUUUGUUGGGAUAUGUUUGGUGAUGACAGUCUAUGCAAUUAUACAAGGAAAAACCAUAAAUCCAAGAUUGCUGCCUCAACUAAACAACGAAGCUUCAUUCUUUGAUCUCUUCACUGCUGUGCCGGUGAUUGUCACAGCUUUUACAUUUCACUUCAAUGUACAUCCAAUUGGUUUCGAGCUUGGAAAACCUUCCGAUAUGGUAUCAGCAGUGAGAAUAUCACUAGUAAUCUGUGCUGCUAUAUAUUUCGCCAUAGGCCUCUUCGGAUACCUUCUAUUCGGGGAAUCAAUUAAGGCCGAUAUACUCGUAAAUUUCAACAGAAGUUCCAACACAGCGACAGGCGCAUUACUGAAUGAUAUGGUUAGACUAAGCUAUGCAUUUCACCUUAUGCUGGUGUUUCCUCUGUUGAACUUCUCUUUACGGGCAAACAUCGACGAGUUUCUGUUCCGUGAUAAGCCUCUUCUGGCGAAAGACACGAGACGAUUUAUGUCUCUCAGUGUUGUGUUGUUAGUGUUCAUGUAUUUGAUAGCAAUUGCUAUUCCAAAUAUAUGGUAUUUCUUUCAGUUUGUUGGAUCAACUUCUGCUGUUUGUCUCGCUUUUAUUUUCCCUGGAGCUAUUGUUCUAAGGGAUGUUCAUAGGAUCUCGACGACGAAGGAUAAGAUUAUUGCCUCAAUUAUGAUUGGUCUGGCGGUAGUAACGAGUACCAUUGCCAUAUCAAUCAACAUACACAACAUUACAAGAAAUAAGUCAUAAGUCCUUAAUUCUUUUUGGCCUUUCAUGAUGGACUCUAUGCUUACAAGAAAAUUGAAGCGAUGAAACGAGAAAUGAAAAAAAGGCGCAGUCAUAUUUUUUCGAGAAAUAUGUUAAAGUUUCCCGAAGCGUUUCUGAAAACAGUAAUGAAAUGCCGAAUAUAAAACUUUUAACAAAGAUUUAUGGAUUAUAGUGUAAGCUAAGGCUAUUGUAUGCUUUUAAAGCCUGUAGUUUUGAGUAUCAAUAGAAUACAACAGCUAACAAUAAUGUAUGAGGGGCCUGUUUAUUGAUGCAUAUCCAACGACAUGAAGUUGAGUUGAUUAGAGAAACGACAAUGCAUUUUUAAGAGAUACCAGUCAGGUCGUUUACAAUGUGAAAAUGUAAUUCUCGUAAAUUUUGAAUAGAACAUAAUAAGUGUCUGCGUCAACAGACCAAAUAAUUGCUUC